GUCAACAACAAAGGGAAAAGCAAAAGUAGAAAAAAUGUUGAGAAACUCUCAGCUACCAACUCUCCACUCUGCAACAUGCCUUUGCCUUCUCCCAAAACCGUCCCUCCGAAAUGUCUUUGCCUUUACCCAUGCAAACCCUGCAAUCAAUCGUAAAAAGUUUGCCAGAUUUCCUGUAUGUCCAAUUGCUACCAGAGUUAAACCCGAACCCACAUUAACAACGACAAUUGAUCAGAAAAAGAAAGAAUAUACAGUUACGGCAGUUGUGACAGUUAAAGAUACAGAUCAUGGUUUAUUCAAUCCACUAUAUAACCUUACUGAUAUCUUUAGGAAACCCUUUGGUAUUGAUCUUGCUAGUGCAGAACUUGAUCCUCGUACAGGAAAUGAGAAGGAAACUAUCAAAGGGCAUGCGCGUUUUGCAGGUUAUAAAGCAAGAAAAGAUCCAAAUGAUGACUCUCUUCUAAUUUAUGAGAGCAACUUGGUGGUGCCUUCUGUUCAUUUUGGAUGUAACUCAUGGGUUCAACCGAAGCAUCCCAAGAGAGUUUUCUUCAGCAACAAGUCAUACUUGCCAUCGGAGACACCAAGUGGUUUGAAGAGGCUGAGGGAAGAGGAGCUGGUGGCUCUACGGGGUAAUGGCAAGGGAGAACGCAAGCCACAUGAGAGGAUUUAUGAUUAUGAUGUAUACAACGAUCUUGGUGGAACAGCUCUGGGCGGCAUGGAACACCCAUACCCGAGGCGUUGCAGAACAGGGCGCUAUGACAAAGGCUAUGAUGACCCAAAAAAGGAAGAAAGGGCUAAGGGUGACAUCUAUGUGCCGAGGGAUGAGGCGUUCUCACCUGAGAAGAACGAAUCAUUCUCCAACAAGGAGAGGGUUGAGUUAUUGCACUCAUUGCUGCCUUUAUUUGACGAAAGCAGUCAUGUGGAGAAUAGAUUUCCUUAUUUCACCAGCAUAGACACACUCUAUAAUGAAAGUGCCCGGUUCAAAAGGAAAGCAGCAAAAAUUCUGCCACAGAUACUCGACUUUUUGAAGGACAAAGCAAGUGAUAUUCUUCAAUUUGAUACACCAGAAAUGAUUGACAGAGAUAAAUUUGCUUGGUUCAGGGAUGAGGAAUUCUCUCGACAAACUCUUGCUGGCGUUAAUCCCUCAAGCAUAGAGCUCGUAACGGAAUGGCCAUUAAAAAGCAAACUUGAUCCUAACAUUUACGGCCCUCCUGAAUCAUUGAUCCCGAAAGAAUUAGUUGAAAAGAAGAUUAAAGGCACAAUGACAGUCGAUGAGGCCGUGAAACAGAAGAGGCUGUUUGUCUUGGAUUGCGUUGAUGUGUUCUUACCUUACGUGAACAAAGUAAGGGAGCUUGAAGGAACAACAUUGUAUGGAUCUCGGACACUGUUCUUCUUGAAUAAAAAUGGAACACUGAGGCCAAUUGCCAUUGAACUUGUCCGGCCACCAAAUUCAAUUGACGAUAAGCCGGGAAAGUGGGUUUUCCAUCAUAGCUGGGAUGCCACUGGUUGUUGGAAGUGGAGGCUAGCUAAAGCUCAUGUUGCAGCUCAUGAUUGUAUUAUUCAUGAGAUUCAUCACCAUUGGCUAAGAACUCAUUGUGCCACUGAGCCAUACAUUAUUGCAGCUAAUAGGCAACUAAGCGCAAUGCAUCCAAUCUACAGACUUUUACAUCCACAUUUCCGCUACAACAUGGAAAUUAAUGCUAUAGCACGAAGCAAUCUUAUAAAUGCUGGUGGUGUCAUUGAAUCAUGUUUCGCACCUGGAGAGUAUUCUAUGGAAAUCAGUUCAGUUCUAUAUGACAAACUAUGGCGCUUUGACAUGGAAGGCUUACCUGCUGAUCUUAUUAGAAGGGGUAUGGCAGUUGAGGAUCCUUCAGAAAAGCAUGGCCUUAAGCUAGCAAUUGAAGACUAUCCUUACGCCAAUGAUGGUCUCAUCCUCUGGGAUGCCAUUAAGGAAUGGGUUACUGACUAUGUGAGCUACUACUACCCAGAACCAAGCCUAGUGGAAUCUGAUACUGAGCUCCAAGCUUUUUGGACAGAAGUAAGAACCAGAGGGCAUGAAGACAAGAAGGAUGAACCCUGGUGGCCUGUCCUAAAAACACCACAGGAUUUAAUCAGCAUACUAACAACCAUUAUUUGGAUAGCCUCAGGACACCAUGCCGCAGUCAAUUUUGGUCAGUAUGCAUUUGGUGGUUACUUUCCAAACCGCCCCUCAACAGCUAGAACAAACAUCCUAGAGGAGGAUGCAUCAGAAAAAACUAAAAAGGAAUUCAUCAACACUCCGGAAUUCACCUUGUUAAAAUGUUUUCCAUCCGAACUUCAAGCAAUCACAGUGAUAGCAACUCUGGAUCUUUUAUCUACACAUUCCCCUGAUGAGGAGUAUAUUGGUGGCAAACCUGAGCCAUCUUGGGAAGAAGAUCCUGUGAUCAAGGCUGCUUUCGAACGCUUUCAUGGAAAAAUGAAGGAUCUUGAAGCCUUAAUCGAAAAGAGUAACAAUAAUCCGCAUAUGAGAAACAGAACAGGAGCUGGGGUUGUUCCCUAUACCUUCUUGAAGCCAUUUUCCGAACCUGGGGUCACAAGGAAGGGUGUUCCAAAUAGCAUUUCCAUAUAAUAAUGCCAUGAAUGAUGUGUUUGUAAUGUUUAUAUGUAACUACGUGCAUGCCUAAUUAUGUGGCACGUAUAAUUAGGAACAGAGAAUGCAAUUGGGAAAGUAUGCCUAAAUGCAAGAAAAGAAGAGAAAAUCCUAGAAAAGAAUUACAUGCCAUCAUAUACUAUUCUCACCAUAUGUAACACCUAUUAAUGAGGACGAAUACUUUAAAUGGUUUAUAAAUAAGGGACAUGACCUUUG
Molecule: messenger RNA, 2842 nt
Organism: Rubroshorea leprosula
Lineage: Eukaryota; Viridiplantae; Streptophyta; Magnoliopsida; Malvales; Dipterocarpaceae
Source: the annotation of a GenBank genome assembly